This is a messenger RNA of Doryrhamphus excisus (bluestripe pipefish), 1927 nucleotides long. It is a transcript of the gene six2a, whose product is annotated as SIX homeobox 2a. Gene Ontology annotation, molecular function: DNA-binding transcription factor activity, RNA polymerase II-specific; RNA polymerase II cis-regulatory region sequence-specific DNA binding. The record is from RefSeq and is a predicted model, not a curated record. NCBI's taxonomy places the organism in Eukaryota, Metazoa, Chordata, Actinopteri, Syngnathiformes, Syngnathidae. Gene Ontology annotation, cellular component: nucleus; transcription regulator complex. Gene Ontology annotation, biological process: regulation of transcription by RNA polymerase II.
UGGCCGUGACGGGAACAAUGACUGACUGACUGACUCGUCCACGGGAGCCACCUCCGCGCGUGUCAGGUUACUUUGAGUGACAGUGUCACCAUGGCGAAUAAUUCCACGCAGGCUUAUUGUAUCUUCCACGCCGGCCCCCGGGCUCAGGUAACCGACCAAUCAGGCUUCACGUCCACGCGUGUUUGCUAGCUUACAAUAAUAUUUUUAAAAGGAGGCAGCGAGGAGACGCUCGAAGGAGAAGACGAAGAAGGAGGAGGAGGAGGCUGCAGCAACUUUCGACUUUCUUAGGAGGCUUUUUUGCAUGGCCGGACCUCGGUUUUUGGAGUGGGGGGGCUUCGUGGACUUGCCACGCUGACUGACUGGCUGCCACAGUGAGUGGGAGUGUGCGGGACGUCGGAAGCAUCAGAGAAGACCAUCCGCACGACAACUUCUCCUCGCCAUGUCCAUGCUGCCCACGUUCGGCUUCACGCAGGAGCAAGUGGCGUGCGUGUGCGAGGUGCUGCAGCAGGGCGGCAACAUCGAGCGCCUGGGCCGCUUCCUGUGGUCGCUGCCGGCCUGCGAGCACCUCCACAAGAACGAGAGCGUCCUCAAAGCCAAGGCCGUGGUCGCCUUCCACCGGGGAAACUUCCGGGAGCUCUACAAGAUCCUGGAGAGCCACCAGUUCUCGGCGCACAACCACCCCAAGCUCCAGCAGCUGUGGCUCAAGGCGCACUACAUCGAGGCGGAGAAGCUGCGCGGACGGCCACUCGGCGCCGUGGGCAAGUACCGAGUCCGCCGGAAGUUCCCCUUGCCGCGCUCCAUCUGGGACGGCGAGGAGACCAGCUACUGCUUCAAGGAGAAGAGCCGGAGCGUGUUGCGGGAGUGGUACACGCACAACCCCUACCCGUCCCCGCGGGAGAAACGGGAGCUGGCCGAGGCCACCGGACUCACCACCACGCAGGUCAGCAACUGGUUCAAAAACCGGAGGCAGCGGGACCGCGCGGCCGAGGCCAAGGAGAGGGAGAACAACGAAAACUCCAACAAUAACAAUAACAACAACCCACUGACUUCCUCCAUGAAUGGAAAUAAAACUCUUUUGGGAAGUUCGGACGACGACAAAACGCCCGCAGGCACGCCGGACCACCACACGUCCCCCAGCCCGGCCUUGCUGCUGGGCUCUGCCGCCGGCCUGCCACCCUUACACGGCCUGGCUCCUCCACCCGGUCCCAGUGCCAUCCCGGUACCGGGCGGAGGCGGCGCUGGUGACUCGGUCCACCACCACCACCAUCACCACCACCACCAUCACUCUUUGAACCAUGACACCAUUCUGAACCCUAUGUCGUCCAACCUGGUGGAUCUGGGCUCCUAGAACCGGUACCGGGUGGACUUUUUUUCACUUGUUUUUUUCCCCCUAGAACGUGCCAGUGGAAUUUAGAAACAGAGCACUUAAAGGACUUUAACAAAAAAAAACGGACGGAACCGGCCGGUCCACUUUCAGUCCAUUUUCAGUCAAUUGGCUUGCAGAAAAUGUCCUGAAAUGAACAACUUAAAAGGUGAGGCGGGUCCAGUAGGACGGAUGGAAAUGAAAGUAUUUUAGCUAAAUGUAACGUUGACAUAUUGUUUUCAACAAUUAAUAAAAAUGUCUUAAUUAUUGCCAAUAUUAUCAUUGUUUUCUAGGUGAAUUAGAAUGAAUUAUUGUUUACAUGAGAGCCAAACAUGUUUUAUUUCUUGUGCUGGGAAGGGAAAGGGGAAUCAUCCUCAAGUGUCUUAUAAAUGAAAUAUCUUUUAUUAUCAUUUUACAUUUGGAAAUCAAAGAAGACUGCAUGUGAACUUAACAUGAUGAAGCAGAAAAAAAGGAGUCGCCCAUAGUUUCAUAUACUCUUUACAAUAAAAACAACAGAAAUGUGGAUUUAAUUUGGAGCAUUUUUUUGAGUCUGUAUUGUAUUUG